CUCCCAUAUGAAAUCACGGAAGUGAGCAUUCCCACAUGUAAGGAGUAGCUGGGUCUUUUUCUGGGGAACAACAUGUCUAUGGCUGAAUUUGAAAAGGCUGCGGAUGAGGUGAGGAGGCUGACCGUACAACCUAGCUACGCUGAACUAGCAGUGGUAUAUGGUUUGUACAAGCAGGCGACAAUUGGCAACGUCAACACGGAGCGUCCGGGAAUAUUUGACUUCCAAGGAAAAUCUAAAUGGGAUGUUUGGAAAGCACAGGAAGGAAAGUCCAAAGAAGAUGCCAUAAAAGAAUAUAUUGCCUUUGUGGAAGAAAUGAAAGCAAAGUAUCCAAUGUAGAGGUUAUCUUUAGGACAUUAGUGCACAUAUUUUUCUAAGAACCAUUUUAUAAUAAAGCAAUAAGGCACGAGGGGGUGUGGUAUAUGGCCAAUAUACCACGGUUAAGGGCUGUAUCAAGGCACUCUGCUCUGCAUCGUGCGUGCCUAAGAACAGCCCUUAGUAUAUUGGCCAUCUACCACAAAUCCCAGAGGUGCCUUAUUGCUAUUAUAAACUGGUUACCAACGUCAUUAGAACAGUAAAAAUAAAUGUUUUGUCAUACCCGUGGUAUAAGGUCUGAUAUACCAUGGCUGUCAGCCAAAUCCGCAUUCAGGGCUUGAACCAUCCAGUUUAUAAUAAAGCAAGAAGAAAAGGGACCAAAUCUGACAUUUUACAUGGGUGAAGUGUUGAGACAACCAAGAUGACAGUUUGUUAGACAACUCACCAGCAAUUUGUUAUCCUCUUGAAAAAGUGCAGCCUUUUGAUCUGGGUAUUUAUUUCAGAAAAUGUCAAAUUGUGAGAAAAUACAGUACAUUGACGCAAAAGAACAGUAAAUUAUGUUUCUUAAAAGAUCUGUCUUUGAAGUAUAAUAAAAAGUGAGAAUUUUCAA
Molecule: messenger RNA, 922 nt
Organism: Coregonus clupeaformis (lake whitefish)
Lineage: Eukaryota; Metazoa; Chordata; Actinopteri; Salmoniformes; Salmonidae
Product: acyl-CoA-binding protein-like
Exons: 5
Coding region: 73-336 (87 amino acids)
Biological process (GO): fatty acid metabolic process
Molecular function (GO): fatty-acyl-CoA binding
Source: RefSeq, a predicted model, not a curated record